AUGCUGCACAAUGCCACUUUCUGUCUGGUCCCCCGUGGCCGCAGGCUUGGAUCCUUCAGAUUUCUGGAGGCUCUGCAGGCUGCAUGUGUUCCAGUGAUGCUAAGUAAUGGAUGGGAGUUACCAUUCUCUGAAGUGAUUGAUUGGAACCAGGCGGCAGUCAUCGGGGAUGAGAGGUUAUUAUUACAGAUUCCUUCUACAAUCAGGUCUAUCCAUCAGGAUAGGAUCCUUGCACUUAGACAGCAGACACAGUUUUUGUGGGAAGCUUAUUUUUCCUCUGUCGAGAAGAUUGUAUUGACAACACUAGAGAUCAUUCAGGACAGAAUCUUCAAGCACAUAUCACGCAACAGUCUAAUAUGGAACAAGCAUCCUGGAGGGCUGUUUGUGCUGCCCCAGUACUCAUCAUAUCUGGGAGAUUUCCCUUAUUAUUACUCUAAUCUAGGUAUUAAACCCCCUACCAAGUUUACUGCAGUUAUCCACGCUGUGACACCGUUGGUUUCUCAGUCUCAGCCAAUCCUAAAGCUGCUGGUCGCCGUAGCCAAGUCUCAGUACUGUCAUCAGAUCAUAGUCUUGUGGAACUGUGACAAGCCACUCCCUGCCAAGCAUCGCUGGCCUGCCACUGCCGUGCCAGUCAUCGUUAUUGAAGGGGAGAGCAAGGUCAUGAGCAGCCGUUUUCUGCCGUACGAUAACAUAGUGACUGACGCCGUUCUCAGCCUUGACGAAGACACAGUACUUUCCACGACAGAGGUGGAUUUUGCCUUUACAGUUUGGCAGAGCUUUCCAGAAAGGAUUGUGGGAUAUCCUGCUCGCAGUCAUUUCUGGGACAGCACUAAGGAGCGAUGGGGUUACACUUCCAAGUGGACUAAUGACUACUCCAUGGUACUAACAGGAGCUGCUAUCUAUCACAAGUACUAUCACUACCUUUACACCAAUUACCUGCCUGCCAGUCUGAAAAACAUGGUGGACCAAUUAGCCAAUUGUGAAGAUAUCUUAAUAAACUUUCUGGUGUCUGCUGUCACCAAGCUGCCACCAAUCAAAGUGACACAGAAGAAGCAGUACAAGGAAACAAUGAUGGGACAGACAUCCAGAGCUUCUCGUUGGGCCGACCCUGACCACUUUGCCCAGAGACAGACUUGUAUGAAUACGUUUGCCAGCUGGUUUGGCUAUAUGCCGCUCAUUCACUCACAAAUGAGACUGGAUCCAGUGCUUUUUAAGGAUCAAGUGUCAAUCCUUCGAAAGAAAUAUCGGGACAUUGAACGACUCUGA
Molecule: messenger RNA, 1263 nt
Organism: Staurois parvus
Lineage: Eukaryota; Metazoa; Chordata; Amphibia; Anura; Ranidae
Source: the annotation of a GenBank genome assembly